Brachypodium distachyon (stiff brome) is the source of this 1082-nucleotide messenger RNA. Its product is annotated as mavicyanin. Bases 286 to 906 code for a protein of 206 amino acids. Lineage: Eukaryota; Viridiplantae; Streptophyta; Magnoliopsida; Poales; Poaceae. Gene Ontology annotation, cellular component: plasma membrane. Gene Ontology annotation, molecular function: electron transfer activity. The transcript has a single exon. The record is from RefSeq and is a predicted model, not a curated record.
GGAACCAAACCCCAAACAGCCAAAUUUAAGACAAGCCAUCGGCCGUUGUUGCCCUAAUCUAAUCCCACGGUUUUACUGCCACUUUCCCCGGGCGGCACGUCGCCGUCUGCCCCAAAUCCACCCGUUAAGCUCAUCACUCACUAUAUUAAACACGCUCUCUCUGCAGCUUGCGCAGUCCACCACCCACGCAGAGAAAAAAAAAAUACAAGCUUUCCGCUGUCAGCCCAAGAGAAGAAGAAUCCGCUGAACUGAGCUUGCGCUGAGGCCUCGGAGGAGACGAGGACUAUGGCUAAUCGCUCUCCAAUGGCGUACUGCUUGCUGUUAGCGGCGGCGCUGCUGCUGCUGGCCGUCGACGGCGCCAUGGCCGCCGGCGCUGUGCACAAGGUGGGCGGGUUAGACGCGUGGGGGAUCCCGCCGGCGUCGAAACCCGACGUCUACGUGCGGUGGGGGAACUCCACCAAGGUCUCCCUCGGCGACGCCCUGAUGUUCCUGUACCCGCCGAGCCAGGACAACGCGGUGCAGGUGACGGCCAAGGCCUUCGCCGCCUGCGACGUGGCCAAGCCUCUCGCCAAGCUCGACGACGGGAACUCCAUCUUCAACCUCACGGCGCCGGGCAGGGCGUACUUCACCAGCGCGGCGCCGGGGCACUGCCGCAAGGGGCAGAAGGUCUCCGUCGACGUGCCCAAGGCUGACGGGAGCCUCGUCCAGCCGUCGGCCGACGACCUGGCCGCGCUCAAGGUGCUCGAGACGCUGCCGCCCGCAGCCGCGCCGUCCGAUUCGCUCCCCGCGCUCUCCCCCGUCGAUGGCGACGAAGACUCCUCCGACGCCGCCGUGACCCGGGCUUCUGCUGCUGCUGGAUUUGUGGUUUCUGCCGCUGCUGCUCUGUUCUUCGGUUUCGUUCUGUGAGAGAGAGAGAGAGGCGUUCUGGGAUUAAAUUGAUUUGAUUUUGCUUGCCCCUUGUAAUUUUGCUUGGAUUAAUUUGAGGUGGAAUCUUACAUUACUGCUGCAUUUCGCAUCUGGGAUGGAUGGUCAGUGCCCGAGAUCCCCAAUUCUGACUGGAUUAAAUUCAUUUUAGCAUUUAA